GCCAAUCAGGCCGUUCUCGUAUUGAGCUAGCGCGAGGCUGUCUACAUAUGGAUAGAGAAGACAGGAGAAAGGCGAGACUGUAGGAUUCCAGAAUCCAGACUGACUUGACUGCUGCUUAUCAAUACAGAUACUGACCCAAUCAACCAAUUAACCAAUCAACGAGUUCCAGACCACAGCUAGGCCCCGCCCAGUGACCAGGAUGGCUAAAGGCACUCCAGGGAAGCCCAAAGGCAAGAUGUCCUCCUACGCCUACUUCGUUCAGACCUGCCGUGAGGAGCACAAGAAGAAGACCCCUGAGAUACCUGUCAACUUCGCUGAGUUCUCCAAGAAGUGCUCCGGAAGAUGGAAGACGAUGUCUGGUAAGGAGAAGGGGAAGUUUGACGACAUGGCGAAGCAGGAUAAGGUGCGUUACGACAACGAGAUGAUGCACUUCGCCCCUGGAGGCAAGAAGGGAAGGAAGAAGGACCCCAACGCACCAAAGAGGCCCUCCUCUGGUUUCUUCAUCUUCUGUGCGGACCACCGGCCCAAGAUCAAGGCCCAGCACCCCAGCCUGGGCAUCGGGGACGUGGCCAAGAAACUGGGGGAGCAAUGGAACAACCUGACUGAUGCCACCAAACAGCCCUACCUGAUCAAGGCCAACAAACUCAAAGACAAAUACCAGAAGGACGUUGCUGACUAUAAGUCCGGUAAGGGCAAAGUGGUAGUUCCGAGCAUGGCAAUGGCCCCAAAGCCCAUGACGAAGAGUAAUAUGGACGACGAUGAUGAUGACGACGAUGAGGAAGACGAGGAGGAGGAAGAUGAGGAGGAGGAUGACGAGUAGAUCGCCUGAGUUCUGUUUUGUGUUUUAUUAUGAUGGUGACGAUAAUGAUGAUGAUUAAGUCGUGCGUUUUCCUUUCCAGUUUGAAAUGCGAUUUGUAGGGUUAAGAAGAAACACAGGUGAUAUCUUAUUAUGUUCCUUAAUGACAUUGCUCUGCGCCCUUCCCUCCUUCAUUCAAUUCCCUCCUUCCACCUCUUUGUUGUUUUGACGUUGUCAUUAUGUUAAUUUUGUGUUACCUGCUUCUGUAAAGUUCUAUUUGUACAUUGUGUCAAGUUAAGAUGUUGAGACUGUACGUUACUAUGGCAACUGUGAUUGAACUCGAAGUAGACCCCUAAUACACCCCCCCCCCCCCCCAACAGCUGUGUGUGUGUGUCUGUGUGUGUGUGCUCGUGUGUGUGUGUGUGUGUUUGUGUUACCGUGUCCAUCUCACCAGCACUGUCCAGUGUCUUCCUCAAAACCCGCCUAGCAUUGUCUCUUUAACAGGCUCUAUAUCGAUUCAACGGAGAAGCAUUUAAAACCAGUGGUAGCAUUGUCUCUUUAACAGGCUCUAUAUCGAUUCAACGGAGAAGCAUUUAAAACCAGUGGUAGCAUUGCAGUAUAUAUAAACACCUUUUUGUUUCUGGGAUUCGUCCCAAAUUACACCCUAUUCCUUAUAUAGUGCACUACUUUUGACUAGGGCCUAUAAGGAAUCCCAUGGAGCUCUGGUUAAAAGUAGUGCACUAUAUAGGGAAUAGGGCGCCAUCUGGGACUUUGUUUUUAAAAAGAAUGUGCAAGGUGUUGUUUUACUGUAUAUGGUUGACUUAGACUUUAGUCCACGUUUUUUUUUUUUUUUAAUACAUUUGUAAUGAUUAUUUUUCUGAGGCCUCCAGAUGUAAGGUGAUUUCUGAUUGCACAUAUCUAGUAGGGGUGGUGUUGUUGUAUCUAGGUGGCUGUUUGUGUAGCUGUGUGUUGGUUGUUGCACCAGGAAGUGUUGCCAUGGUGAAACUAACUCCCAGUUCAACAGCCUCCCAUGUAAACGAACAGUAGUGGCUGGUUAGCUAGUGUAUGCUGGCCAACAGUCAUUUAAUACUAUGGUUCAGGGUCGUUUAGUAACUUCCACUACAGUCACAUUUUCACUUAGUCAUGCAUUGAUGUCAAUGGGAGACAAAGUGAACAUUUGACUUAAGUGAAAGUUAAGAUUCGCUCCUUUGAAACCGAGGAGGAUGGAAAACAUCCAAACAACAGUAUAUAAUGGAAACUAUAAUUUCCUUUUUGGCUAAGUGCAUUUUAACCGUUCGUUGUUGUAAGAUCUCUCAUGAUGAAAAAUAAAAAACGACACUGAGUGAAAAAGCACGACUAUUGAAGAAAAUAAACCUGUACUUAUCUGUAUCUAAGAUUUUUUCUUUUUUGUAUGUUUAGAAAAAGCUAUGUUUGGAAUUAUUAUUAAAGUAUGACAUUUUUACACGUGG
Molecule: messenger RNA, 2265 nt
Organism: Oncorhynchus mykiss (rainbow trout)
Lineage: Eukaryota; Metazoa; Chordata; Actinopteri; Salmoniformes; Salmonidae
Product: high mobility group protein B3
Source: RefSeq, a predicted model, not a curated record